AUGGCACCCACCGUUCUAGUCACCGGCGCUUCAGGCUUUGUUGCCGGCCACGUCCUCGACAAGUUCCUCGCCAAGGGCUACAAUGUCCGCGGAACGGUCCGCUCCGAGAAGACCGCUGCAAACGUUCGCAAAAUGUUCCCCGAGUACCCAGAGCAGCUGAGUUUCGCCAUCGUGCCGGACAUGGCUGCGCCGGGAGCUUUUGACGAGGCUGUCAAGGGUGUAGAUGGAAUCAUCCACACCGCUUCGCCAUUCAUUCUCGACGCCAAGGACGUCCAAAAGGACCUGUACGAUCCGGCAGUUCAAGGGACAACCUCUAUCCUGGAAGCAGCGCAGAAGCAUGCCCCCACCGUGAGCCGCGUGGUCGUCACCUCAUCCUUCGCCUCUGUUCUGGACCCGAACCAGGGCACGCGCCCUGGUUACACAUACACCGAGGCAGACUGGAACCCCGUCAUCGGUGAUGCUGCAGCCAAGGAUCCCGUGCUGGCUUACCUCGCCUCCAAGGCCAUGGCUGAGAAGGCCGCUUUUGAUUAUGUGGAGAAGAACAAGCCGACGUUCACGGUUACCACGCUACUGCCACCCAUGGUAUAUGGUCCCGUCCGACACCACGUCGAUAGCGUCAAGUCUCUCAACACCUCCUCCACCGACAUCCUUCGCCUUUUCAAUGGUUCCGAGACGACAGUCCCCACGACCUCAUUCUGGGGUUUUGUCGAUGUGCGAGAUCUUGCCGACGCCCAUGUUCUGGCCUUUGAAACCCCCGAGGCCGCGGGCCAACGAUACCUGACCACGACUGGCAACUACUCAUACCAGCAGGUCGUCGACAUCAUCCGCCGCGAGUUCCCCGAGCUGCAGGCCACCACACCCGAGGGCGAGGCUGGCGCGCCGCUCCCGCCCGUGUACCGCAUCGAUAACAGCAAGGCAAAGAAGGAGCUUGGCAUCAAGUUCACGCCACUCGAGAAGACCAUCGUGGACACUGUCAAGAGCCUGAGGGCCUUGAAGGAGUAA
Microdochium trichocladiopsis is the source of this 1002-nucleotide messenger RNA. RefSeq lists its product as uncharacterized. The record is from RefSeq and is a predicted model, not a curated record. The transcript has 4 exons. Gene Ontology annotation, molecular function: oxidoreductase activity, acting on the CH-OH group of donors, NAD or NADP as acceptor. The coding region runs from base 1 to 1002 and encodes 333 amino acids. NCBI's taxonomy places the organism in Eukaryota, Fungi, Ascomycota, Sordariomycetes, Xylariales, Microdochiaceae.